AGAAACCAAACAGAUCAAUGGCGAAAAGAAAGAACUCUUCAUCUUCCUCUCCAAUCCCGAUCGGGAAUUGCGAGGUCACUGUCGAAACAAGAAACUUCAGCUUCCAGUCGGACCCUAGCAGCCUUCAAAUCUCAAUCUCCAGAAGCGCAACAAUCAAAAUCUCAGUGAUGGAAAACAUGAUUAGAAGGAAUAGUAAUGAGCUUGGGGCUUCGAAAUGUGAAGAGAAAGAGGAGGGGGAGAAAGUUUUCUUGCUCCUCAAUCCCAAGGAUUCCGAUAGCUGUACUAAAUCGUAUCUUCAGCAUGUACUAAAUAUGUACAUGAAGGAGCUUCCGGCUAUGAACUAUGCUGCUAAUACUGGAAAGCAAUCAAUGUUCCUUGAACGAUGUGUAACAAAUGGGAAGUAUUGUACGCUGCUUUUGUUAUCCAACUCUUUGGGAGAUUCUGGAGAGGUUGUAGCUGCAAUUACAUAUCAAAUAGUCCCGGCUGAUACUCAAUAUGCUGAGAUCCCUCUUGCUGCUGUUAGUGCAAUCUACCAACACAAGGGUUUUGGUCACCUCUUGUAUGUAGAAUUGAGAAGGCGACUCCAGAGUGUUGGUAUUCGCACAAUAUUCUGCUGGGGAGACAAGGAAUCUGAAGGGUUUUGGCAUAAACAGGGUUUUGUAUCUAUAGCUGAGGUAGACUCCAAGGGUAGAGCUCGUAGACUACCUAUUAAAGCUGACAUACGCAGAGCUUUAUGCUUCCCUGGUGGUUCGACCCUCAUGGUUUCUCAUCUUAACAAAGAAAUUUCAGAUAGCCCUGCAGAUUCUCUUAAAUUGUGUUUGCCAUUAAAGCCUCGUGAGACAUGUUCAUCAUCUGCUUUUGGAGCUCAACAACUUCGACUUUCUAGAUCUGAAAAUCUUCCAUCCGAAGGGAUGAAUGAUGGGUUCCCAAGGGAAGACGAAAACUUAGUUGGAGCAUACUGCAACAAGAUGGCUGCUGGUGCAGAACUAUCCAAGAAAGUAACUGAUCCUAAUGUAAAGCAUUGUUCUUGUUCUACACAAGGUUCAAAGAGGAGGGUUUGGGAAGCCUCUUUAUCUUCAUUGAAGUCAAAAAAAGUAAAGGGUAGCCAUUCAAUUGACUGUCAAGUUGGUUCUAACUGCGGUUUAGCUUUAGGAGGUGAUGAGAAUGAAUCUCGUUUUCGAGGAUGUUCCUUGGACACUUCAAGUGACAAAUAUUUGACGAGAGCUACUCAUAGUGCUCCUUUGAGUAGCAGUUGUGUGGAAAAAAUUGUUGAAGAACAUCAGUUGGUUAGUGUAAUGCAAGAAGCGUCGGCCAGUGAAGAUUUUAAGUCAAAGGGAGAAUGCUUUAGAAUCAUGUUGAUGAAUAUUGCUGAUGAUACUAAGAGAAUUCAUCUCACAAAGGUAAUCGAAGACCUUGGCGGUGCUGUUAUAUGCGAUGGAAAUUUAGGCACACAUGUUGUCACCGGAAAAGUGAGGAAAACACUGAAUUUCUGCACUGCUCUGUGUUCAGGAGCUUGGAUAGUCUCGCCUACUUGGUUGAAAGAAAGCUUCCGUGAAGGCAGAUUUGUGGAUGAAAUUCCCUACGUAUUAAAUGAUGAAGAAUACAUGUUGAGGUACAGAGCUGAGCUAAAACAUGCAGUUCUCAGAGCAAAAGCAAGUCCUCAGGCUUUGCUCAAAGGGUAUUACGUUUGCAUAGCGGCUCAUGUUCAACCCCCUGCUAAGACUUUAUCUGCAAUUGUCAGGUCUGCUGGUGGAGAGAUCAUUCGUGGACUGGAGGAAGUGAAUGAAGCAUCAAGAACAAUCUUUGUGGCAUGCGAGGAAGACAUGGAUGAAGCACUGUUGGCUGUGAAGAAAGGGAUUUGGACUUUCAGUAGUGACUGGUUAAUGAACUGUGUCAUGAGACAAGAGCUCGACCUGCAGGCCCCCCAAUUUGCAGAGUCCCUCUAACUACGCUUUCAUGAGUUGUGUGGAGAUCCAAGUUUAUUUCAACGUAAAUCCUCUCUCUCUCUCUCUCUCUAUACAUAUAUAUAUAUAUAUAAUAUAUAGGUAACUUAUUCAAAGCCUGCUCACUGUCCCAAGAGAACAUAAGACAAGAAGGUUGGCUGGAAAGUUCGAAGAAAACAGGUUAUUGUGAAGGCAGAUGUUCAAGUUAGACUUAUUGAUUGAUAUCACAAAAUUUUGUUAUUGUGAAGGCAACAUAAUUGCUAUUAGUACGUGCUUGAGUAUAUAUUUCUUUACCAAAAUAUUACUCACUC
Messenger RNA from Juglans regia (Persian walnut), 2254 nucleotides. RefSeq lists its product as uncharacterized. The record is from RefSeq and is a predicted model, not a curated record. NCBI's taxonomy places the organism in Eukaryota, Viridiplantae, Streptophyta, Magnoliopsida, Fagales, Juglandaceae. Gene Ontology annotation, molecular function: acyltransferase activity, transferring groups other than amino-acyl groups. The coding region runs from base 18 to 1946 and encodes 642 amino acids. The transcript is spliced from 14 exons.